AUGUUCGCAGAAGUGCCUGUAAACAACUCGCAAGUGCCCACAAACAAGACACGUCGAGUGCCCACAAACAGGACACGUCGAGUGCCCACAAACAGGACACGUCGAGUGCCCACAAACAGGACACGUCGAGUGCCCACAAACAGGACACGUCGAGUGCCCACAAACAGGACACGUCGAGUGCCCACAAACAGGACACGUCGAGUGCCCACAAACAGGACACGUCGAGUGCCCACAAACAAGGCACGUCGAGUGCCCACAAACAGGACACGUCGAGUGCCCACAAACAAGGCACGUCGAGUGCCCACAAACAAGACACGUCGAGUGCCCACAAACAAGGCACGUCGAGUGCCCACAAACAAGACACGUCGAGUGCCCACAAACAAGGCACGUCGAGUGCCCACAAACAAGGCACGUCGAGUGCCCACAAACAAGGCACGUCGAGUGCCCACAAACAAGGCACGUCGAGUGCCCACAAACAAGGCACGUCGAGUGCCCACAAACAAGGCACGUCGAGUGCCCACAAACAGGACACGUCGAGUGCCCACAAACAGGACACGUCGAGUGCCCACAAACAAGGCACGUCGAGUGCCCACAAACAAGGCACGUCGAGUGCCCACAAACAAGGCACGUCGAGUGCCCACAAACAAGGCACGUCGAGUGCCCACAAACAAGGCACGUCGAGUGCCCACAAACAAGACACGUCGAGUGCCCACAAACAAGGCACGUCGAGUGCCCACAAACAAGACACGUCGAGUGCCCACAAACAAGACACGUCGAGUGCCCACAAACAAGGCACGUCGAGUGCCCACAAACAAGGCACGUCGAGUGCCCACAAACAAGGCACGUCGAGUGCCCACAAACAAGGCACGAAGAGGGCCCACAAACAAGGCACGAAGAGGGCCCACAAACAAGGCACGAAGAGUGCCCACAAACAAGGCACGAAGAGUGCCCACAAACAAGGCACGUCGAGUGCCCACAAACAAGGCACGUCGAGUGCCCACAAACAAGGCACGUCGAGUGCCCACAAACAAGGCACGUCGAGUGCCCACAAACAAGACACGUCGAGUGCCCACAAACAAGGCACGUCGAGUGCCCACAAACAAGGCACGUCGAGUGCCCACAAACAGGACACGUCGAGUGCCCACAAACAAGACACGUCGAGUGCCCACAAACAAGACACGUCGAGUGCCCACAAACAAGACACGUCGAGUGCCCACAAACAAGACACGUCGAGUGCCCACAAACAAGACACGUCGAGUGCCCACAAACAAGACACGUCGAGUGCCCACAAACAAGACACGUCGAGUGCCCACAAACAAGAGAGAAUGCUCGGGUAGCCAUGGAAGGCACCUCCCCGGAAACCCCACAUACCCAAAACGAAGCUCAGCCAAUCACUCGUCCUAA
This is a messenger RNA of Procambarus clarkii (red swamp crayfish), 1404 nucleotides long. The record is from RefSeq and is a predicted model, not a curated record. Lineage: Eukaryota; Metazoa; Arthropoda; Malacostraca; Decapoda; Cambaridae.